Molecule: messenger RNA, 474 nt
Organism: Psilocybe cubensis
Lineage: Eukaryota; Fungi; Basidiomycota; Agaricomycetes; Agaricales; Agrocybaceae
Exons: 6
Coding region: 1-474 (157 amino acids)
Cellular component (GO): nuclear envelope; membrane; endoplasmic reticulum
Molecular function (GO): glutathione peroxidase activity; glutathione transferase activity
Source: RefSeq, a predicted model, not a curated record
AUGUCUAUUAGUGUGACUCUUCCGGACAGCUUCGGCUAUGUGGGUGCCUCUCUUCUUUCAACGGUUUUCCUCCUCUUGGGACAGGGCUCCACGGUCGGGAAAUACAGAAAACGAGCUGGAAUAGCCUAUCCUCAGAUGUAUGCGGAAAAGGCCCAAGCAGACGCCUCCAAGGACGCGUUCCAAUUUAAUUGUGCUCAACGUGCUCAUCAAAACACACUCGAAUACAUUCCACUUGUAUAUGCCAUUACCAUAAUGACCGGUAUCAAGUACCCCAUCUUCGCUGCUUCGUCGUGCGCUCUGUGGACCUUGUCUCGCAUUUCAUACUCGAGAGGCUACAUUCAAGGCGGCCCAGAGAAGCGCGUGAAUAUUCUCUAUCUUCUGGGCACUGUCGUUGGAAUAAUUGGUCAAACUGCUGCUGCGACGUAUGUUGUUGGUAGCUGGGUGUAUGCAGACCUCGCGGCAAAGUUCUUGUAA